This is a messenger RNA of Folsomia candida, 3477 nucleotides long. RefSeq names its product protein argonaute-2. The transcript is spliced from 18 exons. The coding region runs from base 353 to 3160 and encodes 935 amino acids. The record is from RefSeq and is a predicted model, not a curated record. Gene Ontology annotation, molecular function: RNA binding; protein binding. NCBI's taxonomy places the organism in Eukaryota, Metazoa, Arthropoda, Collembola, Entomobryomorpha, Isotomidae.
AUAUGAGCAAUGUCUAUAUGGAUUUAUUUAUAGACCCAGACCCACGCCAACCACCACCACCACCACCGCUGGCUGACGAAUUAGAAAAUUGCUUAACGGUCACUUUCUGGCAAGCGAGCACGCAGUUCUUCCUCCGCAAUCACGCAAAAGAAGGUUCUCGAAGCGUGGUCUGCUGCCUUCUUGCUGCCUGCUCGCUCGCCUCUCCUUCACUCUCUUCCCAUCCUCCCUCUCGUGCGGAUCGUCAGCCACAUUUCUCCCGACUUCAAAGUUUCCGAAAAGUUGACCAAUAGUUUCUAAACUUAUAUUUCCAAUCCACCAAGUCUCCACCCCACACAGAAUUCUACUGAACAAGAUGGCUGACAGAGUGAAAGAACUCACGAAGCAGAUGGACGACGUGAGGAUGUCGUCGCCAGUGAAAAAGCGGCCACACCUCCCGCUCACUGAAGCCCGACCACUCCGCGUCAAAGGCGAGCCUCGACUCGACGUUAAAAAGAUUUCAAUCGUGGUGAAUCACUAUCCCGUCACCUUCGAACGAAACUUUCCACAAACGCUGUAUCAUUACGACGCAGUAAUUGAGAACGUUGAAAUCAUAUCAUCCGACCCGACAGCCGCUGCCGCCGCGAAGAAGCGGAAAGAUGCUCAGGUGUUGAAGGCGGCGAAAGAAGGGCGCGAGAUGGCUGGGCUCCCCGACCGGAUGCUGCCCAUCAUUUGGAAAGAAUUCGAGACGCAGUGCCAGGCCACCCUUAGGGCCACGACUCCCUUCGAUGGGAAGAAGAACGUCUACACAGCCAGACGUCUGGAACUUCCGAACGGGGACGCCUUCACGGCCACCUUCGACAUGGACGAUCCUGACGACCCUGACAAAAGGAGGCGUUUUCGAGUCACGAUUAAACUGGUCGCGACAGUUGCCACCAACUCUGUGAUCGAGUUUCUUGGAUCAGGGCUGGAGAGGGGCAAGCAGGUUGUCCAGCCUCAGGAUGUGAUCCAGGGCCUCGACGUAGCUCUCCGACAUCCUCCGUCCAUGCACUUCAUCAGCUGCAACCGCAGCUUCUUCAAUCCUUUCCCACAGAACAGACAUCCGCUGGAUUCAAUGUUGGAGUUGCUGCACGGCCACUACCAGUCGUUGUGCCUCGGAUCCGAAAAUACUGCUACUCUCAAUAUUGAUUUGGCGACCAAGGCGUUCUAUAAACAAACGCCACUUGCAGACUUUGCUCGCAGUGUUUUAAAGUUGCACAAGGAUGACUCGCUCGACCUUGUUUGUUGGGACGACCGAACGAUUGAUGUGGUCUCGGAAGCUUUGAGAGGCAAACUCAUCAAAUAUGGAACAGGACGUUGCAAUCAGAAAGGUGUCUACGAGAAGUACCACCAAUUCACGGCAAAUGGGCUGAUCUUGCGGUCCGCGGAAAAUUACGAGUUCAACAUGACAGACGAAAAGGGUAUCACAAGGUCAAUCAACAUUGUCCAAUACAUGCAAAAAUUCAAGAACACGACCAUUCGCUUCCCCAAAUGGCCCGUGGUGCAUAUUGGGAAUAAGAACAUGACGAACUACGUGCCACUGGAGCUGUGCAUGAUCAUCACGCAGCCGUAUCGCGGAAAAAUGGAACCCAAGCUCACGAGCGCUAUGAUCAAAGGCGCUGCCAUCGAGCCAGUGGCUCGUUUCAAGGCAAUCGAUCAAGCGAGAAAAGGGAGCAAGUUCGAAACGUCUGCAGUCAUGUCAGAAUUUGGGAUGAGCAUUGGGCAGACUCCUAUCGUGAUCAGGGAUGCGUCCGUUAUUCCACCGCCUACGGUGAAAACAUUGGCUUCCAAUGGUGCUGAAGUGAAUGCCAGAAUGACCUUCAAAGAGGGCAAGUGGAAUUUUAAGGACUCGGGAAGUGAACCGUCCAAAAAAUUUCUCAAGGCUGCCACUCUUCCGAAGUGGAUGAUCUUCGAUUGCGACGGCGUUUUGAACGACGAAAUCAUCGCUGAAAAUUUCAUCAAGAAACUAAUUGAAUUAGGGGAGAGUCUUGGAAUGAAGGGGUUCCGAAUCCCGGGAAAACCGAAACCGACAAUUAAAUGUUACACUGAAGCAACUUUUCAUCCGGGGAAGAUAGUGGGAACCGACAACAAAUUAAAACGGAUCAACAGAGCGUUCGAUAUUAUUAAGAAGAUGCAUUACGAAUUGGUCAUCGUGGUGUUGCCCUCGGACGGGAAGGAUUAUGCCUUCAUCAAGGCGGAGGCGGAAGUAGUGUUCGGCAUACUAACGGCUUGCAUCAAAUCAAGCAAUGUGCGGGACAUGAAUAAUCAAAAGAUUGGAAAUUACCUGCUCAAACUGAAUUCCAAGCUGUCCGGGACGAACUUUUCGAUACAGCAACUAAAUGAACUCUACUUCAAGGAAAGGACUAUGAUCCUCGGAGCCGACGUGACGCAUCCAAGUCCAAACUCAAUGGCUCCGAGCAUUGCCGCGGUGACGGCCUCUUUCAAUAUGAGUUGCAUGGGUUAUUCUAUGCACAUUCAACCACAGAAGAGCCGGCAAGAACUGAUCAAAAAUAUGGGAGAUAUCCUUGAAAAACAAUUGACAAAGUUCUUCGAAACGAACCGAGCUUACCCGACGCGCAUCUUGAUGUUCCGCGAUGGAGUCUCCGAAGGGUACUUUGAUGAGGUCAAAGCCGAAGAAUAUGCGCAAAUGAGGGAUGUUUGUGAAUUCACUUCUGAGAAAUUCGGAAUCCCAAAGAUCAAAAUUACGUUCGUGAUUGUCAAGAAGCGUCACCACACCCGCUUCCAACCCACCAAUGCGACAGAUGGAGUCGGGAAGUUUUACAACAUUCCGCCUGGAACCGUGGUGGACACCAAGAUCGUCCAUCCGUCUGAAAGAGAAUUCUUCCUCAACAGCCACGUUGGGAUUCAGGGAACGUCAAAGCCAACCCGAUAUCAUGUGAUCCACGAUGACACCAACUUCACGAUGGGCGAUCUGCAGAAGAUCACCUAUUAUCUCUGCUAUGCGUUCGUUCGGUGCACUCAGCCCGUCUCCUACCCCGCGGCGACUUACUACGCUCAUUUGGCGGCUUACCGAGCUCGACAUCUUCUCGAGAGAGAGGGUGAGAACGCUGACUUGGUUGAUCUCGCAGAGAAGUUGACAAUUCAUCCUGACUUGGCCAAACGCUAUCCGAUGUUCUUCGUAUAAAGUAUGGAUCUUAAACUACACGACUGCAUAAAGAUAAUUGGAUUGAUGAAGUCGGUUUUCUAUUAUUCUUCCAUUGUUGUUAAUCUUUUUUAUUUGCUUAUUUUGUUAAAGUCUUAUUGACUGUUUUGGAUUUAUUUCACUUAAAAAGAUUCUUUUACUGUCGUUUACACUACUUCAAUUCAUGGCAGUAUAAAUUAUAACUCAUUUUGAAGUUUAGAAUAAUUUAGUAUUGUUACAAUAAACACUAGUAUUAUUGUUAGUAUUGUUACUACUAUUUAAAAAUAUGUAAUUAAAUAUAUGCAGUUUUUUGCAAUGUA